Molecule: messenger RNA, 3645 nt
Organism: Paramisgurnus dabryanus
Lineage: Eukaryota; Metazoa; Chordata; Actinopteri; Cypriniformes; Cobitidae
Gene: kif9
Product: kinesin family member 9
Biological process (GO): microtubule-based movement
Molecular function (GO): microtubule binding; microtubule motor activity; ATP binding
Source: RefSeq, a predicted model, not a curated record
AAAAAUGUAUGCGGCGCUUGCUGUAGGCCUGUACUGUGCACAUACAGUGUGGUGUUGUCAUGACAGCCGUAUCAACAAUAACUACACUGAUAUAACGAAGCCAUCAGGUCGAGCUGCAGAUGCGAUCAUCUUUCUGUGAUCCCACGAUUUAAUCAGGCUUUACCCGACAUUUCAGGUAUCAUGAGCACCCAGGGCAGUACAGUAAAGGUAUAUGUACGCAUCCGUCCCACAGCCAGUUUUGCACAUGAGCUCAUUGAAUGUCUUCCUGACCAUCAGACUCUGAGUGUACGGUCAAAGAAAGACUCCAAGAGAUUACGGAGCAAUAAUCAAAUAAACUCCAGAUUAUUUAAACUUGAUGGGGUGCUGCACAAUGUGUCACAGGAAGAAGUCUAUGAUUAUGUUGCCCGGAGCGUUGUGUUUGGAGCGUUUCGAGGCUACAAUGGUACAAUUUUGUGCUUUGGGCAAACUGGAGCGGGUAAAACAUACACCAUGACAGGAGCUGCGGAGGCUUACAGACAGAGAGGCAUCAUUCCUCGUGCUCUACAGCAGGUCUUCCAUGAGGUGGAGCAACGUACAGACCAUACCUUCUCUGUGCACCUCUCCUUUCUAGAAAUCUACAAUGAGACUAUGGUGGACCUUUUGUCGACCUUAAAGCGGGGAAAAGGUGGGAAUAGUGGGGUCUUAACUGUGGUAGAAGAACCAGGGGGUGGAGUCUCAAUUAAAGGGCUGACUUUACAUCUGGUUCACAAUGAAGAGGAGGCUCUUAGUCUGCUUUUUGAGGGGGAGAUAAACAGAAUAAUUGGAGAACAUGCCCUUAAUAAAAAUUCCUCCAGGUCUCAUUGCAUAUUUACUGUUUACAUUGAGUCACGGUCACGCACGCUGUCAGAUGCAAAAUACAUCACCUCUAAACUGAACCUGGUGGACCUGGCGGGAUCUGAAAGACUCAGCAAAACUGGGUCAGAGGGACAAGUCCAAAGAGAGGCCAUGUAUAUCAACAAAUCCCUGUCUUUUUUGGAACAGGUUAUCUUGGCUCUAGCCGAUAGCCACAGAGAACACGUUCCCUUCAGACAAAGCAAACUUACUCAUGCUCUUAAAGACUCACUUGGAGGAAACUGUAACACUGUUCUGGUGGCCAACAUAUAUGGUGAAGCCUCACAAAUUGAAGAGACGAUUUCAACACUUCGCUUUGCCUCCAGAAUGAAAUGUGUACAGACAAAGCCAUCAAUAAAUGAAUAUAUCGACCCUGUGCUUCAGGUGAAAAAACUUCAGAAAGAAAUCCAGUUUCUUAAAGAGGAGCUGUCUAUGUAUUACACACCGACUAAUCGUGUCAGAGUUUUCAAUGAGAUUCUGUCAGAGACGCAGGUGGCAGAAGUGAAGGGUCAGGUGCAGAGUUACCUGUCUGGCUCUCUGGAUGAGAUUCCGAUUGUGAAUGUUAUUCAGAUCCAAGAAGUGUUUGCCCAGUUCAGAAAAGUUGUGCUGGAGAAAGAAGAAAAAUUUAAAGAGCAUCUGCGUCUGAGAAAUACUACAGCAGAGAAAGCCUUAGACACAACACCAUCCUCCGCUGCAGAAAUGUUGGGAUCUGUAUCUACUGUAGGAGAGGUGGACAGAGGCGGAUAUGGGCUUGGUUUAGCUGACUCUUCACAGAGGCAUCAACAAGCUGUAUCACCUAAACCAAGUAAACGCAAACAUAUGAGCAGAAAGGAAGAAGCACUGAACCUGGCGCCAAUGGAAACUACUACCGUAGAAGCUGAACAGCCCUUGAAUCUGAGUGAUUCAGACUUGGUCAAACAUGAAUACCAACAGCAUGUUUCUGAAGAUCAACACAGAACUGACUCUCCUCCUCCUAAGGCAGAAGCAUUUGAGGAUUUCAAAGCAGAAAAGGGAAGUGAGAUUAAUCGUAUACUAAAAGAAAACAAAGCUGUGCUGUUGGAGCGCAGGUCCCAGUUACGCUCCCUUACUGAUGUCAUCAAUGUGACUAAACGUGAUAUGGAUUACAUUGCUUCUGAAUUACAACAAUUCAGAGAACAAAGACAAAACCAGGGACAGUUUGUGAAUGCAGAGGGUGAACCUGUGCUCGAGGAGGCAGAGCUGUCUCUAGUGAUGCAGCUGAAGGAGUUAAAGAGCCGUUACAGAAAAGCUUACGAGGACCACACCAGCAUUAAAGCUGAAGUCAGCUACUGUCAGCAACUUGUGAAUCAGUGUCGGGUACGGCUACUUACAGAGUUUGAGAGCUGGUACAAUGAAUCUUUCCUGUUGCCGGAUCAAGUGUUGUCCAUUUUAGAGCAUGGACCAAUUAGACCAGGACGUGUACCCGUAGACAUAGCUUUAACCCUGGAUGAUGAACAACAGUCAUUUGAGCAUCUCGGUGACAAUCUUCAAGAAAGUCCCAGUGCUGUAUCAUUUCAUAAUGCUUAUAACAAAACUCUCCAGAGGAGAGGAAAGCAUUAGGACAACAAAACCAAUGGACUUCAUACUUAAUUUGCGAUAUGAAUGCUGUGAGUGCUUUGUACAUCAUUGUCAGAUUUGUGUCAUCCAACAUUGAUGCAAGGAAACGCACAUACACUAUAUCUAUAAAACAGUUUGGAUUAAUUGCUAAAAAUACAUGUUUGCUUGAACUGAAUGAGCAUUGUUUAUUUAAUUUAUACAAAUGAUUGUAACUUAUUGUUAGGCACCUGUUAAACAGAACUGGUUUAUGUUUUAUACUUAUUGGGAAGAAAACAUUAGUACACUCUAUAUUCAGAUGAAACAAAACAACCUCAGUACAUCAGGUUGUUAAAUGAAAAGUAAACUUUAUUAUUCCUGAACCACAAAAUAGACUUCUUUGGUUGUACAAAUUCACUAGUUACAGUCCUGAAUGAGCUAGAUCCCCAAACCUUCAGUCCCACCCUCCCACUUAGCAAACAAAAUCCUCCCCAACAUUAAAUCAAGAAAACAAUGAGAUACCAAACGCUUUUGCUCUGAUAAUGUAAGAAUGUAGUGAAUCCCAUUAGCCCACUGGUUACAGAAAACCAAACUUUCUCCUCAAACUAUGCUUUCUAAAAAUAAAAUGAUCAGCCAAACUUUUAUUAACCAAAAACUGAAUUUCAGUCAAUGAGAGCAACACAAAAGCUAAGAUUAGUAAAAUAGAAACUAUUUUAUAAGACUGACAAGGUCAUUGGGUCACUGUUAAUCUGUCAUCUGAACUGGUUUGAGAAAAAAAAUGUAUUCGAAGGGAUAAUCGUUGUAUUCCUCCCACAGGACUGAAAGAACAAUUGCAAAAUUGCAAUAAGCCAAUAUUUACACAGGGAUGACUCGGUCCAGACCCUGCCAGAAACAUCUACCACCUCCAGACAUUAGUUUGGUCUUGGAGCAGAAAGGCUCAGAUUAAACUCUGAUUUUUGCUUUUUUAUGCAUUUGUACAUUAUUCACACAAUGAGCAUUUUCAGUGGCUUUCAUUUUUUAUACCAGUUAAAAUUUAGCUAAAUGUAGAAAUAUAUAACAUCUACUACCUUCACACACCAGCAUAGAAACAGAUAUGAGUGAGAAUUAUAGAUGUUGAUUACAUCUCCCUCCCCCAGUGCUAAAAAAGUAAAAUGGUACCAUACAUUUGCGGACAUGUGAGGCAAUGACUGGCGAAUGAUGAUACCACUGAUUCUCACAUUUGAG